Molecule: messenger RNA, 1539 nt
Organism: Penicillium subrubescens
Lineage: Eukaryota; Fungi; Ascomycota; Eurotiomycetes; Eurotiales; Aspergillaceae
Exons: 5
Coding region: 1-1539 (512 amino acids)
Biological process (GO): transmembrane transport
Molecular function (GO): transmembrane transporter activity
Source: RefSeq, a predicted model, not a curated record
AUGGGCUUCUGGGGGACGUCUGUCUCUCAAGACCUCCCUCCCACACAACAUCAACCCAGUAUUCAACGAUUCCUUGAUACGUAUGGAUUAGAAUACACGCCAGACGGACAGUACAUCCGCUGGUCGAAUUCGAAUAAAAAGCAUCCUCGGAAUUGGCCGGCGGCACGGAAAAUCUACGAUACUGGAUUGAUUAUCUUCUUGGAUCUUUUUGCGACAUGUGUUAGCACAGCCGGAAGCGCGGCGGCGGACCAUGCUCGCAAUGAAUUCGGACUCAAUAAGACACUAGCUGUCUUCCUCUUUGUCUCACUGUCCCUAAUCGGCCAGAUGAGCGGCGGGAUUAUCUUCCCAGCUUGGUCAGAAGCAUUCGGACGUAAGAAGCUUUACAUCGUUAGCACCGGGUUAUACGGCAUCUUUUGCCUCAUCUCAGGAAUGUCACCCUCCCUUGCCGGUGUCGCAAUAGGUCGCUUCUUCUCCGGCUUUCUAUCAGCUAUACCAGCGGUCGUUGUGGCUGGUAGUAUUGAAGAUAUGUACAAUGCCAAAGAUCGAGUAUGGCUCAUCUUCAUGUGGGCCGUUGUUGCAAAUAUGGGCCUUGCACUUGGACCCAUCAUGAGUAUCUAUAUCAUAUCCGGCUUGGAUUGGCGAUGGGUAUUCCGUAUCUCCGCGGUUGUAACGGUUAUCAUUACAAUACUCCUCUUCGGCAUUCGCGAAUCUCGCCCAUCUCUAGUCUUGGAAAGAGAGGUUGCAAAGAUACGCAGAGAAAGCGGCAUUGCAAACCUCAAAGCGCUGAAUCCAGACCACACCCCCGAUCUCAAGACCUUCAUCCGCAUUGGUCUCUUCCGCCCUAUUCACCUCUUUUUCACAGAACCUAUCGUCUUCCUGGUCGCCACAAUGAGCGCGGUAGCAUUCGCAUUGAUAUAUCUAUUCACGGAAGCCUUACCACCAAUCUACAUGUCAAUGGGUUUCUCAACAACAUCCUCCUACCUCCCCUUUUUCGCAAUCUGCAUCGGUCUCCUGUUCGGCCUACUCACCCGUAUACAAGAUCAUCGCAUCAUCCUGCGAUACCAAGAACAAGGCAUCCCCCUCGAACCCGAACACAAACUUCUCGGCUUCUCAAUCGGCGCACCGAUCCUCGCCGUAGGGCUAUGGUGGUUCUCAUGGACGAUUCCACCCGCAGUACACGUUCACUGGCUCGUAUCCACAGCCGCGCUCAUUCUCAUCGGGUACGCCGUCAACGAAUUCGAUUCCGUUUUGGCGGGGUAUCUGGCCGAUAGUUAUUUGGGGUACGCGGCUAGUGGGUUUGCGGCGGUUCAACUCCUUCGAUCCUCGAUGUCGGCUGCGUUUCCGUUGUUCGCGACGGAUAUGUAUGAUGCGUUGGGGGCGAAUGUGGCUUCGUCUAUUUUGGCUGCGCUUGCAACUGUUUUUUGUAUUCUGCCGCCUUUGUUCAGUAGAUAUGGAAGGCGGAUUCGAGGGCUGAGCAAGUUUGCUAAGCAUAGCUUGCAGGUGUACCAGGAAAAUGGGGUCGAUAAACAUGGGUUUUGA